CAGCUUUCCAUGAUGAAAGCGACAAGUUGAGAGGCAGAAUCUUCUACUACACGUGUGUUUUGUUUAAUAUAUUGUGGUGAAUGUUUUAUGAAGAUACGCGGGAUUUCUAACAGCACUCGUCUGGCUAUACUGGAUAUAAGAGAGCAUAAAUAAACACAACCCUACGAAACAUUUAACCGGUUUUCCCAUUGCUGUUGGAGAAGUGGAGCACAAGAGUCCUGUCUUGGUUAGCCAUGGCUGUAUUAUGACUUCUGCAGGAUCAAGAAUAGUGGAGACCCCCGCAGGCCUGAACUAGCCUCCACUCUCUUAAACAUUAUGGCCACAGCCCAACCAUAUUGGGAUCAACACCAUGACCAUGACACCAUGGAUAAGCUGUUUUUUGGAUUUGGUUCGGAGUCCAUGGAUCACAGCUUGAGAACGUAUCAGCAAAACUCUGCAAACGUGGGCUUUGAAAGAAGGACAUCUGGCUCCUGUUCUCCUCCGUGUCUGUCUCCCAAGACUCCAAAUCCUGCACAGCUGCUGUUUUCCUCCCAGUGCCACCCACCUGUAGGAGACCAGGUGGUUCCAUCCUUACAAAAACUGUCUGUUUAUGAGAACAUACCCCCUUGUUCACCCAGGAGAACGACAAAGCCUCUCCCUCCCCUUCCGGACAUAGGCGACCUGUCCUCUGAUGAAGCAGAAGACAACGAGGUGGAGUUUUUCUCCAUCACCUCGGAGAGCCAGUGUCUGGUGCCUAAAACCUCAUCCUUCCAGUACGGCUUGCCAGGGAGGCGCAGUUUUCGGGGAAAUGGUCAGAUAAACUUUGCAUAUCAUGAAGGGCUACAAGAACAUCAGAAUCUUUGUGGAGUGAGGCCUCAGUGGGAGCAGGCGGUAACGCAGAACCAAGACAGACCCCAGCGACGGCUAUAUCGCUCCAAUUCUGGCCCUGCCGGAUCCUUCAAGGCCACCAACUUCAGGCCAACCAGCUUUCACCAUUCUCCCCACAGCCACCCGCAGGAGAAACCCGAAGUCCCACCUCGCGUUCCAAUCCGCACUCGCCACAGCGAGAGCACGGACAGCAGGCGGCCAUCAGUCGAUGACUUUGAUAUGGACAAACCUCCUAAAGUUCCACCCAGGGAGCCCAUCCCUCAGGUCAUACCACGUGCCAUUAGUCCAAAAAGUCUCCCGAUUUACGUCAACGGGGUAAUGCCUCCUACUCAGAGCUUUGCUCCCUAUCCGGAGUAUGUCAGUAAGGCUCAACACAAGCAGAGCUGUGAGGGCUUGCCGGCUCCUCGCAGCCCCUGUAUUCUGCCCAUCAUGGAAGAUGGGAAGAAAGUCAGCAGUACACAUUACUUCCUCCUCCCUCAUCGGCCCGGGUACUUGGACAAGUUUGAAAGGUUUUUUAAAGAGUCAGACUCAUAGUGAUUGAGCAGUUAGAAUCUGAAAUUGUUCCCUUGUUUAAAGUGGAAAUAAGGAUGGCCGGAUAUAAUGGAUAUGUUGUUAGACUGAACUGAUUCUUCAGUGUUAUGAAUUACUAGUCUGUUUAUGGGUUAGACAGUAUGUCCUUGGACUACACACGGAGGAAAAACAAAAAUAAUUGGUUUACCACUGCUGGAAAUUGCAGAGCAACUCUGUUAAGUGUCAUUUAAGUGUAGGGCUGAACGAUUAAUCGAAAUAGCAAAAUUACUUGUCAACAAAAGAGAAGAUUUAAGGACUAAGGACUGCCAUAAAAGCUAGAUGGUUUAAUGUUUGAAAAUUAAGACAACUAUAUGUGCACAGCAAACCUGAAACUAACUUUAAUUGUAUUUUAAAGCUAAAUUUUUAUCAGAAAAUCGUGCUGCCCUAUGUAUUGGUGUCAAUGUUUUUGUUGUUGUUGUACUAUUUCCUUACUGUAUGUUAAAUUAGAGUGUACAGUAUCCUUUUAUGAAGGAAUAGGAUGAACUGUGUAACCUGAGUAUAAGCUGGUCUUAUGAUUUUUUUUUUUUUUUUUUUCUUUUUCUUUUUCUUCCACUCUGUAAUAUGGUUUGGUAAAGGUGAAUGUUGGUUUUCCUAUUAAGACAUUAAGCACGAACAGUAUAAAUUCAGAUAUUGCUGAAAAAUGUCAACUGACUAGUAUUCGCUAUAAGAAUUCCCUGAAUUCCUGAUAAUUAAAAGAGCUGUCAACAUUUAUUGGAUCAUUUUAUAAGCUAAGUCAAGGUCUAUGCCAUGCGUUUGACAGCAGUGAGAAGUGUGGUGAUCAAAACUUCUUGUCUACUAAUAUAGUGACAAAUGGAAAGGACUGGGCACAGGGGUUAGUAUUCUAGUCUUCAUAAGAAGAUUAAUCCAUACUUUUUGUUCUGUCGCUUUUUUUUUCCAUUCAGAUGUGACACAAAUGAAUCCAUUUGAUUUUUAUAUAUAUAUAUAAUUUUUUUUUUUUUUUUCUUCUUCUUAAUAAAAAUGGUACUUGCAGUUUCAUUUUCAUCUGUUACAAGGGUAGAAAUGCCAAUGCCUUGCUGUUUGGUGUCAAAAUGCAGGACACUGGUUGUAAAUGGGUAGUUGGUGAGUGGUAUUUUGCUGUAUUUUUGUACUGUUUACCAUGAAGUUGCUUCAUUGAAGCAUUUACCACAAAGGAAAAUUAUGAAAGGAAGUCAUGGAAGCCCAUGACUGGUCCUGGUCUUGUAUUUCAUGUAUUUCUCACCAAAAGUUGAGCACACUUGUUUUUGGUUAAACUUUUUAAUCUUGACAUUUAUCAGACCAGUAACUGUUUACGUUUCCAGCUACUUAUGUUAUGUCCAUCCAACAAAAUGACUGUUUUCUGUGUGAAGGCUAAUGUUAACUGACUUUGUUUCAUCCGCUGAGGAAACGUGCACUUCUAAAAUGUACAGUAUUGGUGUAGUUUUUCACACCAGACUAUUUAAAUAAAGUAACUUAUUUGUA
Messenger RNA from Ctenopharyngodon idella (grass carp), 2895 nucleotides. RefSeq names its product ERBB receptor feedback inhibitor 1. Gene Ontology annotation, cellular component: extrinsic component of cytoplasmic side of plasma membrane. The transcript is spliced from 4 exons. Bases 316 to 1401 code for a protein of 361 amino acids. NCBI's taxonomy places the organism in Eukaryota, Metazoa, Chordata, Actinopteri, Cypriniformes, Xenocyprididae. Gene Ontology annotation, biological process: negative regulation of epidermal growth factor receptor signaling pathway; regulation of keratinocyte differentiation. The record is from RefSeq and is a predicted model, not a curated record.